This is a messenger RNA of Sturnus vulgaris (Common starling), 1755 nucleotides long. RefSeq names its product solute carrier family 41 member 1 (gene SLC41A1). Gene Ontology annotation, cellular component: plasma membrane. The record is from RefSeq and is a predicted model, not a curated record. Gene Ontology annotation, biological process: monoatomic cation transport. Gene Ontology annotation, molecular function: monoatomic cation transmembrane transporter activity. NCBI's taxonomy places the organism in Eukaryota, Metazoa, Chordata, Aves, Passeriformes, Sturnidae.
GUGUCCCCUGUCCCUGGGCGCUGCUUGAUGGGGAUCUCUGCUGCAGGAGCAGGCUCUGCACUCCCGGGCGGGCGAGCAGGGCUGGCACAGCUCACUCCUAGAUGCUGGAAAGGCCGUGUGGAUAAGCUGCUGCUGGCAGAAGAUCCCUUCUGGAGCAGCUGCUGGCUGUAGGCCCAGCGAGCCAAGGGUCAGGAGAGCCUGUCCUGCAGCAUGGCUUCCAAGCUGGAGCACAAGGAGACCCCCCAGGCCAACGGGGCCGUGCCCGGGGACUGCCUGGCCAGCCCGGAGCGUGCCCAGCCCUCGGAUUUCCUGGGCACCGACGGCACCGGGGUGGAAGUGGUGGUGCUGGAGUCCCGUGCCAACGCCAAAGGGGUGAGGGAGGAGGAUGCCCUGCUGGAGAAUGGCAGCCAGAGCAACGAGAGCGAUGACACCAGCACGGAGCGCGGCGCCGAGCCCGCCUCGCCCCUCAAGGAGACCUCGUUCUCCAUCGGGCUGCAGGUCCUGUUCCCCUUCCUCCUGGCUGGCUUCGGCACCGUGGCUGCUGGGAUGGUGCUGGACAUUGUGCAGCACUGGGACGUCUUCAAAUACGUGACUGAGGUGUUUAUCCUGGUUCCUGCUCUGCUGGGCCUGAAGGGGAACCUGGAGAUGACGCUGGCAUCUCGCCUGUCCACUGCUGCUAAUAUUGGCCAAAUGGAUACACCCAAAGAGCUCUGGAAGAUGAUUACAGGGAACAUGGCUCUCAUACAGGUCCAGGCCACCGUGGUUGGCUUCCUGGCCUCGAUUGCAGCCGUGGUGUUUGGGUGGAUCCCCGAUGGGCACUUCAGCAUGGACCACGCCGUGCUGCUGUGUGCCAGCAGCGUGGCCACUGCCUUCAUUGCUUCCCUGGUCCUGGGCAUGAUCAUGAUCGGGGUGAUCAUUGGCUCCAGGAAGAUGGGGAUCAAUCCUGACAACGUGGCCACGCCGAUUGCUGCCAGCCUGGGGGACCUCAUCACGCUGGCUCUGCUCUCAGGGAUCAGCUGGGGCUUGUACAAGGAGCUGGAGAGCAAAGCCUACGUGAACCCCUUGGUGUGCGCCUUCUUCAUCUCCCUGCUGCCCCUGUGGAUCGUGGUGGCCAAGAGGAAUUCAGCCACGAGGGAGGUGCUGUACUCGGGCUGGGAGCCUGUCAUCAUCGCCAUGGCCAUCAGCAGCGUUGGGGGGCUGAUUUUGGACAGGACGGUGUCGGAUCCCAACUUUGCCGGCAUGGCCGUUUUCACACCCGUCAUCAAUGGUGUGGGUGGCAACCUGGUGGCAGUGCAGGCCAGCCGCAUCUCCACCUACCUGCACAUGAGUGGGGAGCCUGGAGACAGCCCUGGCCCGGCCCCCAGGAGGUGUCCCAGCCCCUGCAGCACCUUCUUCAGCUCAGACGUGAACUCCCGCUCUGCUCGUGUGCUCUUCCUGCUGGUGGUGCCGGGGCACUUGGUGUUCCUCUACACCAUCAGCUCCAUGCAGGGGGGACACACCACGCUCACCCUCAUCUUCAUCGUCUUCUACAUGACAGCAGCGCUGCUCCAGGUGCUGAUCCUGCUCUACAUCGCUGACUGGAUGGUGCACUGGAUGUGGGGCAGGCACCUGGACCCUGACAACUUCUCCAUCCCCUACCUGACAGCCCUGGGGGACCUCAUUGGGACAGGGCUCCUGGCCCUCAGCUUCCACGUGCUCUGGCUCAUUGGUGACCGGGACUCUGAUGUUGGGGAUUAAAUCCCUCUGCUCCUCCCU